This is a messenger RNA of Tarenaya hassleriana, 673 nucleotides long. RefSeq lists its product as uncharacterized. NCBI's taxonomy places the organism in Eukaryota, Viridiplantae, Streptophyta, Magnoliopsida, Brassicales, Cleomaceae. The coding region runs from base 94 to 387 and encodes 97 amino acids. Gene Ontology annotation, biological process: intracellular sphingolipid homeostasis; negative regulation of ceramide biosynthetic process; ceramide metabolic process. Gene Ontology annotation, cellular component: endoplasmic reticulum membrane. The transcript has 3 exons. The record is from RefSeq and is a predicted model, not a curated record.
UGGUUCACGUAUCCAGGCGUUUGGACCACUUACAUCCUCAUCCUCUUCUUCUCCUGGCUCAUCGUCCUUUCCAUCUUCGGCUGCUCACCGGGCAUGGCCUGGACCAUCGUUCACCUCUCUCAUUUCACCAAGGGUACACCAUUUGCUGAUGACCAGGGAAUCUACAAUAGGUUGACCUGGUGGGAGCAGAUAGACAACGGCAAGCAGCUCACACGGAACAGGAAGUUUCUGACUGUUGUUCCCGUUGUCUUGUACUUGAUAGCCUCACACACGACAGACUAUCAACAUCCGAUGCUCUUCCUCAACACAUUUGCAGUAUUUAUACUGGUGGUAGCAAAAUUUCCGCACAUGCACAAGGUCCGUAUAUUUGGAAUCAAUGAAACCUGAAGAGAGGAAAACCGUCUCUGUGAGAUUGGAAGUCAUCAGACAUGUCUGUACAGACAUUACGUCCACCACUUUCACAAUAUACCCCAAGAGGACCAGUCUUUUGUAAACAUACCACUUUUCUAUUCUUUUAUGUAAAAGUAAGCAAUUUACGUUCAGCUCAGGAAAUUUCAUAUGACACAGUGGCCUACCUCCCCUUUCGGGAUGGGUAGAUGGAUGAACUGUUUAUUGCUACACUGCAUCUUCUGAGGUUAUUUCUGAUAAAAGAGGUGAAGUCUGAAACUUUAAA